GAGAGAUAUUGAUAGUGUAGUCAAACGAAAGAAAACACUUGUGUUAUCUCUUCUCGCUUUCUCCUUUUCCUUUGUUGCAUUCAUAAAGUAAGCCUACGCAUAAAGCCACCCCACAAACCAACCAAAACAUUCUUUCUUGCACUAAGGAGCAGUUCCAGACAAACAAGGUGUUCGUUCUGUCUCUUCUGGGGUUUAUUGGAGUUGUGAGAGUCAUGGAGGGGAUGGCUCCAAAUUCAUGUGCAAGGCCAGGUUUAGAGAAGAAAGCAAGACCACAAGAGCAACUGAAUUGUCCAAGGUGCAAUUCAACUAACACAAAGUUCUGUUAUUACAACAACUACAGCCUCACACAGCCAAGAUACUUCUGUAAGACUUGUAGAAGGUAUUGGACAGAAGGAGGGUCUCUGAGAAACGUUCCGGUUGGAGGUGGUUCAAGAAAGAACAAGAAGGUCACUUCAGGAGGAGCAGGAGCCUCGGCUUCAUCAUCUUCAUCGUCAUCAUCAAAGAUUCCUGACCUAAAUCCCCCAAACCUCUCAGCUCUCUCUUCACAAAACCCUAAAAUAUUACAUGGUGGCCAGGAUCUCAACCUGGCUUUCCCAGCCAUGGACAAGUAUCAUCAUCAUCAUGGCAUCUCCCCUUAUGUCGAGAUGCAAAACAGUGACAGCACCACUCAUCAUCACCAAAACUCUCCUUCUUGUUCUGCUGCUCCAACCUCUCUUUCGGCUCUUGAGCUGCUAAGGUCCAGCAUGGCAUCUAGGGGUUUGAACCCUUAUGCUCCUUCUUCCUUGAUGCCAAACUCAGCAAACAACAAUGCCCUUUACCCAUCAGGGUUUCCCAUGCAAGAAGUCAAACCAAGCCUCAGCUUUUCCUCAGUUGAUGGGAUGGGAAAUAGAUCAUACGAUCAUCAGGUCCAAGAGAGGGGUGGCAGAGUUUUGUUCCCUUUUGGAGAUGUCAAUAAGCAGCUUUCUGCUGCAGGAUCAGCUGAAGUGGAACACGGUAAAGAACAACAGCAACAGCAUCAACAAGGAAACUCAACUGGAUAUUGGACUGGAAUGAUUGGUGAAGGGACAUGGUAAGAAAGAAAAAUUGGGAGGAAAAAGGAAAAAGAAACAAAAAAUCAAGAGAACAUGCAUUAAUAAUUAACAUACUAUAUUUAUAUAAUAUCUUUAUUUUGAUCUUCUCUUUCCACAAUAUGGAUAUCGUUGGCCUGAAGUUGUUCAGAACUAACAAUAGGACACACAAGGUUAAUUAUUAUUACUACACACCUCCUUUUGUUUAUGUGAGAGUUCUCAUCUCGAUUAUUGCUUUUAAUUUACAUAUUAUAUAUAUAGACAUAGAAGAAGAAGAAGAAGAGAUGAACAUGCAAUUCCUGUAUUGAUUGAAUUCUUGUGUGGGAAUGAAGCAGAUGUUGUUCAUUGUACGUAUGGUUUUUGAAAUGUUUGGUUGAAAGGAGUUUUGGGGUGAUGAAGGAAAGAGAAAGAGAGUUAGGUGUUCCAAGUUUGUAAGUGUAACCAUAAUUAUAAAUUUGGUUGAGUUGC
Vigna umbellata (rice bean) is the source of this 1535-nucleotide messenger RNA. Its product is annotated as dof zinc finger protein DOF2.5-like. The record is from RefSeq and is a predicted model, not a curated record. Gene Ontology annotation, biological process: regulation of DNA-templated transcription. NCBI's taxonomy places the organism in Eukaryota, Viridiplantae, Streptophyta, Magnoliopsida, Fabales, Fabaceae. Gene Ontology annotation, molecular function: DNA-binding transcription factor activity; DNA binding.